This is a messenger RNA of Hemicordylus capensis (graceful crag lizard), 3665 nucleotides long. It is a transcript of the gene CUL4A, whose product is annotated as cullin 4A. The transcript has 20 exons. The coding region runs from base 150 to 2462 and encodes 770 amino acids. Gene Ontology annotation, biological process: DNA damage response; protein ubiquitination; ubiquitin-dependent protein catabolic process. NCBI's taxonomy places the organism in Eukaryota, Metazoa, Chordata, Lepidosauria, Squamata, Cordylidae. Gene Ontology annotation, cellular component: Cul4A-RING E3 ubiquitin ligase complex. Gene Ontology annotation, molecular function: ubiquitin protein ligase binding. The record is from RefSeq and is a predicted model, not a curated record.
GCGCGACUGAAAAUUGGCAACAAAAACCCUCGAUUUUAAAAAGCAUCUCCCCCACCCCCACCCCUUCCACUCCACCCGAACCUGCAAGGGCGGGAGGUGGACAACCCGCAUUUCUUCACCCCACCCCCACCCCGGUUUCUUGAUCGAACAUGGCCGGCGAGCCCCAGAAGAAGCAGGACUUGUCGGCCUUGGUGGGGCACACCAAUGGACUCACCAAGCCCGCCUCCCUGGCAGCUGCCGCCGGAGUGCGAAGCGGUGUGGCCGGCUCGGGGUCUGCUGGUGGUGGUGGAGGGGCCGCUUCCAAGAAAUUACUGAUCAAGAACUUCAGAGAGAGACCCACGUUGCCUGAUAACUACAUGCAAGAAACUUGGCAGAAACUUCAUGAAGCAGUCAGAGCAAUUCAAAGUAGCACAUCAAUUAAAUACAACCUUGAAGAGCUCUAUCAAGCCGUUGAAAAUGUCUGUUCCUAUAAAGCAUCACCUGUACUGUACAAGCAGCUGCAACAAGUCUGUGAAGAUCAUGUGAAAGCACAAAUACUGCAGUUUAGGGGAGAUUCUCUUGACAGUCUUCUGUUUUUAAAGAAAAUAAACAAAUGCUGGCAAGAUCACUGCAGACAAAUGAUCAUGAUUAGAAGUAUAUUUUUGUUCUUGGACCGUACCUAUGUACUUCAGAAUUCAAUGCUACCUUCUAUAUGGGAUAUGGGGCUAGAACUUUUUAGAAACCAUGUUAUUAGUGAUAAACUAGUACAAACUAAAACUAUUGAUGGAAUCCUACUGUUGAUUGAACGAGAACGAAAUGGUGAAGCUGUGGAUAGAAGUCUGUUACGAAGUCUGUUAAGCAUGCUGUCUGAUCUACAAGUUUACAAAGACUCAUUUGAGCAAAGAUUUUUGGAAGAUACAAACUGCUUAUAUACUGCAGAAGGCCAAAGGUUAAUGCAAGAAAGAGAGGUUCCAGAAUAUCUUCACCACGUUAACAAACGUUUAGAAGAAGAAGCAGAUAGAGUAGUAACAUAUCUAGACCAUAGCACACAGAAGCCACUCAUUGCUUGUGUGGAGAAGCAGCUGUUAGGACAACACAUAACGGCUAUUUUGCAAAAAGGACUUGAUAAUCUACUUGAUGAAAACAGAAUAGCAGAUCUCACCCAAAUGUGCCAGCUUUUAAGCCGUGUAAAAAUGGGGCACGAGAUCCUUCUUCAGCACUGGAGUGAAUACAUCAAGAACUUUGGGACAACAAUAGUGGUAAAUCCUGAAAAGGACAAGGAUAUGGUGCAAGAGCUGCUAGAUUUUAAGGACAAAGUGGAUCAUAUCAUAGAAGUGUGUUUUCAGAAAAAUGAGAAAUUUAUAAACUUGACGAAGGAAUCAUUUGAAACAUUUAUCAACAAGAGACCAAAUAAACCAGCAGAACUGAUAGCAAAGCAUGUGGAUUCAAAGCUAAGAGCCGGCAACAAAGAGGCAACAGAUGAAGAACUGGAAAGAAUCCUUGACAAAAUUAUGAUCAUAUUCAGAUUUAUCCAUGGUAAAGAUGUCUUUGAAGCAUUUUAUAAAAAAGAUUUGGCCAAAAGACUUCUGGUUGGGAAAAGUGCUUCAGUAGAUGCAGAGAAAUCUAUGUUGUCUAAACUUAAGCAUGAAUGUGGUGGUGCUUUCACCAGUAAACUGGAAGGAAUGUUCAAGGAUAUGGAACUUUCCAAAGAUGUUAUGGUUCAGUUUAAACAGUAUAUGCAGAAUCAAAGUGACUCAGGCAAUAUAGAUUUAACAGUAAAUAUACUUACAAUGGGAUAUUGGCCAACUUAUACACCUAUGGAUGUCCUUUUGCCUCCAGAGAUGGUUAAACUUCAAGAAAUAUUUAAGGCUUUUUAUCUUGGAAAACACAGUGGCCGAAAACUUCAGUGGCAGACUAGUUUAGGACAUGCUGUCCUGAAAGCAAAGUUUAAAGAGGGAAAAAAGGAAUUUCAGGUGUCACUCUUCCAAACAUUAGUGCUUCUAAUGUUCAAUGAUGGAGAUGAAUUCAGUUUUGAAGAGAUUAAAAUGGCCACUGGUAUAGAGGACAGUGAAUUGAAAAGAACUUUACAGUCUCUGGCCUGUGGCAAAGCAAGAGUACUGAAUAAAAAUCCAAGAGGCAAGGAUGUGGAAGAUGGAGACAAAUUCACCUUCAAUGAUGAUUUCAAACAUAAGUUGUUUAGAAUAAAGAUCAAUCAAAUCCAGAUGAAAGAAACGGUAGAAGAACAAGUCAGCACAACUGAAAGAGUGUUUCAAGAUAGACAGUACCAGAUUGAUGCUGCUAUAGUACGAAUAAUGAAGAUGAGGAAAACACUUGGUCACAAUCUUCUUGUUUCAGAAUUGUAUAAUCAACUGAAAUUUCCAGUAAAGCCUGGAGACUUGAAAAAGCGAAUCGAAUCUCUCAUAGAUAGAGACUAUAUGGAGAGAGACAAAGAAAAUCCAAAUCAGUACCAUUACAUUGCAUGAUAAGAGAGAAACUAUUUUUGUAAAACAAAAGGGCAUUUGCUUCCCAAGAAUGAUACCUGUGCUGGUUCCAAACCUACUUUAUAUUGCAUUAGAGAAAGAUGUUAACUAAUCCAGUCAGCUGCAUGCACUGCUGAUACUUGAAACAUCCAUUGUCAUAUUCAGUUAUUUUUAGACUUGCUUCUUGAUUUCUUGGGGAUUUAUGUUUAAAACCAAUUUUGAAGUUGGAAUUAAUGGUAGCAAUUCCCUGUGUGAUGAAAUUAUUGGGCCCAAAGGAAUUUGGGUAGUGAUAUGUUUGACUGCACAUCAUAAAGAUUCUUUAUGCUGCAUUCUUUAGCUUCAGGAAUGUUUGAAUUACUUUUAAAAACUCUGUUGAACAAUCAGUGGUCUGAUUGUAAAAAAAAAUUCUUUGUUGGAGAAAACCCAGUGAGUACACUGACUUUUUAACUAUGCACUAUGGAUUCUAGUAAUUCUAUUUGAUUUUUUAUUUCAGUCUUUCGAAACGUUAUCCUAGUUAAAUAGAUUAAGUGCCAAGAGGAUAACUGCAUAUAAAAUUUCUAAUCAGCUCAAGAUAUUCAUUGGUGAAAUAUUUUUUGUUCCUGGCCACAUGAGACUGGUUCUAUUAAGCACUUUCUUAUUCCAGGAUAAUUGUUUUAUAGGUUUUCAUGUAAAACCUACAGGAUAACUUAAAAGUUAAAGUAAAAGUUGUACACAGGAUGAUUACUGUACAGUAGCCUGGUCUUAGAACAUUGAAGUAUUUUUUAAAGGUGUUUAUAGUCUUGUGAAAACCUAGGAACAAUCUAGACCUUCAGAGCCAUUUUUUGAUAGAACUGUGUUGGGUGAAGAUUCUUGUCACAGUGGCUAUCCUCCUACACGCUCAGAACUCUGCAUGUAGGAAAGGAAAGGGUUGUUCCUAUAGCUGUUUUCGUCACAGUAUUUGAAAGUAGCAUGUUUCGUAUGGUUUAUAUGGAAGCUGAAUUGAGCUCGAGAAUGAAAGAUAUGUAAACUGAUCAUCCUAACUGAUGGUUUUACAGAAUAUGCAUAGUGAUUUAUGUUUAAAAACAACCAAAGGGGUUUUGACCUUUGUCAUUAAUAUUAGCAAUAUAUUUUUGAAUAUGCCUUGCAUAAAAUUGACUCAAUUUAUUAUAAAAAUGAACCCAUGUACUAUUUUGACUUGUGCAAAUUAAAAUCCUUUUGUCAUCUGCA